Orbilia oligospora ATCC 24927 is the source of this 675-nucleotide messenger RNA. RefSeq lists its product as uncharacterized. Gene Ontology annotation, molecular function: protein heterodimerization activity; DNA binding; structural constituent of chromatin. The transcript is spliced from 5 exons. Bases 1 to 675 code for a protein of 224 amino acids. Gene Ontology annotation, cellular component: nucleosome. Lineage: Eukaryota; Fungi; Ascomycota; Orbiliomycetes; Orbiliales; Orbiliaceae. Gene Ontology annotation, biological process: nucleosome assembly. The record is from RefSeq and is a predicted model, not a curated record.
AUGCCGCCAGGGAGGGAUCUCAACGGAAGAAAUGCUCCCACUCGAGGUCCAACAAGAUUUAGUCGAACAGGAGGCAUGCCAGAACCGAGAAGAAUCGGCUCUGGGGCUGUUGCCACACCUCGAGGGACCCCAAAUACCUCCACAAGACCAGUCCAGGCGGGACCGGCUUCGUCCCCGAACGCUUCACGGGUUUUUAACAUAAACCGAAAUGUCCAAGGUGAAAGUAGCCGUUCGGGUGCACAGGGUGCCGCUCCGGCGGGAAGGCCUGCUGCUGGGAAAGUCCCUUUUCAAAUGCCUGUACAUGGACAAGGGAGAGGGAAAGGGGGUAAGGGGUUGGGAAAAUCAGGGGCUAAGAGACACAGAAAAAUUCUCAGAGAUAAUAUUCAGGGAAUCACAAGGCCAGCUAUUCGACGUAUCGCCCGUCGUGGAGGGGUGAAGAGAAUCAGUGCUUCGAUCUAUGAGGAAAUCCGAGCCGUCAUCAAAACCUAUUUGGAAACGAUACUAAAGAGCUGCGUAGCAUACACGGAGCAUGCUAGGAGGAAAACUGUCACAACCACUGACGUUGUCCAUGCGUUGAAGAUAAAAGGAAGAACUAUUUACGGCUUUGACGAUCCUUCAGCGACUAAGAGUGGGAAGUCGAAAAAAAAGUUAGCAAAUUUCAUCGCUCGCAGGUAA